UUGUUAUUCUUUAAGGCAAAAAAUUUGGCAAUUGAUCAUGUAUCCGAUGAAAAACUUCUAAUUAAUAUAUCUGGACGACGAUUUGAAACUUGGAAAAAUACCUUGGAAAAAUAUCCAGAAACCUUGCUUGGAUCUAGUGAAAAGGAGUUUUUUUUGGACGAAGAAACCAAUGAGUAUUUUUUUGAUCGUGAUCCCGACAUAUUUCGGCAUAUUUUGACUUUUUACAGGACUGGCAAACUUCAUUAUCCAAGAAAUGAAUGCCUGGUUGCUUAUGAUGAAGAGCUUGCAUUUUUCGGCAUUAUGCCUGAUCUCAUCAGUGACUGUUGCUAUGAGGAUUAUAAGGACAAAAAGAGGGAAAAUCAGGAACGAAUGAUGGAGGAACGUUUGGAAGUUGCUGACAAAACUAAACAGUCUUUAACCAUGAAGAUUGAAAAAACCAUAUUUUAG
Molecule: messenger RNA, 447 nt
Organism: Enterobius vermicularis (human pinworm)
Lineage: Eukaryota; Metazoa; Nematoda; Chromadorea; Rhabditida; Oxyuridae
Source: the annotation of a GenBank genome assembly